Molecule: messenger RNA, 1313 nt
Organism: Emys orbicularis (European pond turtle)
Lineage: Eukaryota; Metazoa; Chordata; Testudines; Emydidae
Gene: TGIF1
Product: TGFB induced factor homeobox 1
Exons: 3
Coding region: 49-855 (268 amino acids)
Biological process (GO): negative regulation of transcription by RNA polymerase II
Molecular function (GO): RNA polymerase II cis-regulatory region sequence-specific DNA binding; DNA-binding transcription repressor activity, RNA polymerase II-specific
Source: RefSeq, a predicted model, not a curated record
UGGGUAGCAAGCCUUGCCAGCUGGUGCAGUCCGGUGCUCGAGACCACGAUGAAAAGUAAAAAAGGUGUAGCUGCAAUAUCUGGCAGUGAGACGGAGGAGGAUGACACCAUGGAUGUCCCACUGGAUCUUUCCUCUUCCACUGCCUCAGGCAAACGGAGGAGACGUGGUAACCUGCCCAAGGAGUCAGUGCAGAUUCUUCGGGACUGGCUGUAUGAGCACCGAUACAAUGCCUAUCCAUCAGAGCAAGAAAAAGCACUAUUGUCCCGACAAACACACCUUUCUACACUACAGGUCUGCAACUGGUUUAUCAAUGCACGCCGCAGGCUUUUACCUGACAUGCUGAGGAAGGAUGGCAAGGAUCCAAAUCAAUUCACUAUCUCACGAAGAGGGACCAAGAUUUCUGAAGGCAGCCCAGUGGAGUCUUCCACAGGCACAAAAAACUACAUUCCACUGUUGGAAGAGAACUCAUUUCUUUCUGGUACCACAGGACUAAACAAGGCUGCCUCUUCUAAACCUUCUUCCCCAGGAUCUGUUUUGGCUCGACCUUCAGUGAUUUGCCAUACCACUGUAACUGCAUUGAAAGAUGCCCCUUUCCUUUUGUGCCAGCCAGCUGGUGUAGGCCCGACCACCGACCUGCAGCAGACAUCAGCUAGCAGAUUCACAGACAACACUCUUGAAUACCACGAGGAUGCUUCUAAACUGGGACCUGGUACAAAUGCACAAAGUGGCCUUUUCAACACUCCUCCUCCUACCCCACCAGACCUCAACCAAGAUUUUAGUGGAUUUCAGCUUCUGGUGGAUGUUGCACUCAAAAGGGCAGCAGAGAUGGAGUUGCAGGCAAAACUUAUGGCCUAAUCCCCCCUUUUUUUUCAGGCAGGAAUUUAACACAUAUGUGAUUAUUGCUGCCCAUGUGAUAUCAAAAGACUAACUGCAUUUUUUAUUAUUAUUAUUAAUCUUAUUUGCACAAGGGAUUGCUGAAAUGAAGCUUCCUGUCACUGAGGUGGUCUUCAGUGAAAUAUGGUCAUUCCAAGAAUUAUAAACUUAAAGCUACUGUAGAAACAAAGGGUGUUUUUGUUUGUUUGUUUGUUUUUAUGUUUCUUAGUAGGUUUUUCAUAAUGUGAGAUGGUUCCCAAGAUCAUGUGAUUUUUGUUUUUGUUUCUUUCAGACUGUGCAAUAUCUAGUAAUGAUGUAGACUUCUUAUCAUUCCCGUGUGGAACAGAAUAUACCGACAUGCUGUCUCAAACAAAUGUUCAGUUUUUUUAAACAAUAUGAACCUAGAUGAUUAUGCUUUUUUUCCACGAUGUAAUAAAAUA